AUGACUGACAAUGAGCGCAAUUUGUCAACAACUGAAAUUCGUUCAUAUAUGGAUAAAAUUCGUGGUAUUAAUCAAUCGGUAUCAACUGGUGAUAAUAUAACGGUACCUGAUACCAAUAUAAAUGCUACCGGAAGUACCACAAAACGACGACAAUAUCAACGAAAACGAAAAGAAGGAACAAUUGAAGAUCCAAAAGUGCCAACACCGCCAAUAAUGCAUACAGUAGUUAAAUCAGAAUACGACGAGAAAGAAAUGGAAGAGAGGAGGAUGAUGAUGGAUUCAGAUGGAAGAUGGAUGGGAUUGGAUUCAGAUGAAAGAUAG
Messenger RNA from Brugia pahangi, 321 nucleotides. The record is from the annotation of a GenBank genome assembly. Lineage: Eukaryota; Metazoa; Nematoda; Chromadorea; Rhabditida; Onchocercidae.